Messenger RNA from Populus nigra (black poplar), 679 nucleotides. RefSeq names its product UV-B-induced protein At3g17800, chloroplastic. Lineage: Eukaryota; Viridiplantae; Streptophyta; Magnoliopsida; Malpighiales; Salicaceae. The record is from RefSeq and is a predicted model, not a curated record.
UGGCCAAACCAGGAACAAGAACUUGAAAUGAUACAGAGCCACCUGUCUAUUGUACUUGGAGAAACGACUAGUCUCCCCCUUGAGACCAUUGUUGAAAUUAGCAAAGUCAAACUUUGAAAGCUAUAUGCUGCUUCUAUAAUGUAUGGAUAUUAAUUCCUCAGAAGAGUUGAUCAGCGAUAUCAGCCUGAGAGAACCAUGAAUACCCUUCCCAAGGGAUUUGAUAAAGACCGGGCAUGGUUUGAAGAUCCAAGUCCAGCGAAACCGCUUUGGCGUCCAGAAUCUUUGAUAAGGAUUGUGCCUGAAAAAUCAUAUAGACUGAGAUCCUAUGUGAUGUACUUAGAUGUGGAGACACUGCAAAGAUAUGCAACUAUAAGAUCCAAGGAAGCUAUUUCUUUGAAUGAAAAGCAGACUCAAGCACUUUUUGGGAGGCCAGAUAUAAGGAUUGCUGAGAAUGGUUCCAUUGAGACGGCUAAUGAUGAAGUUGUCUCAAUCACAAUCUCUGGACUUACUAUGCCGGUCCUGGAGGCGGUAGCUUUUGGACCAUUCCUAUGGGAUGCAGAAAGCUAUGUCGAAUCAAAAUACCAUUUUUUGAACAGUUAAAAACACUUUUGUUUAGCUAGCCUUUGUUGCUCGCUGCAGAUGUAUAAAUUACAAUGCAAGGUCUUUUUCCUGGUGUCAA